Molecule: messenger RNA, 3206 nt
Organism: Dermacentor silvarum
Lineage: Eukaryota; Metazoa; Arthropoda; Arachnida; Ixodida; Ixodidae
Exons: 4
Coding region: 1153-1959 (268 amino acids)
Source: RefSeq, a predicted model, not a curated record
GCCGCAACCGCUGUGUUGGAUGUACAGUACACUGUAGUUUGAUGAUUUUCGUGCAGUGUGAUGUCAGUUUGCACUGUUUUGUGGAAGGAAAGCGAGUAGCUUACGCCGACCAAAUCAUUUUAGCCGAUCUGAGAGAGGCACAGUGGGUAAUGAGGCUGAAAUGGUCGCACGGUGUGUGCAAACAUCUGGCGUGACAGCGGACCCGCACGAGAUUCUGAUGAAAAGCACCGAUGUAUUCUUAAACCCAUUGGUCGUGGAACCAAAGUACUCGUGCACUGUCGAAUUGUCGGAAAAGUACAAGCACGUUUCUGCUGCUUUGAUUCACUGUGAAGGCGCAGAUAAAUAAUCCGGCGUUUCGAGCGUGCGAGACAGCGGCAGGGGAAGUUGGAUACGUCACGCUGGCCUCGCCAGGAUUGCCGAAAACUUACAGCCUGCUCAGUUUGGCACGUUUAACAUGGCCCGCAGCAGCGCACCGACCUAAAAUCAAGCUUUGCACUUUAUCGCGAGCAUGCACUACGAAUCUGUGACGAACCUUUCGCGCUACUUUUGCGUUCCUGUUAUCUAUUUUACAUUCAAGAUUUGCGCAACCUGACUGUUGUUUCACUUAGCUGUAGUUAUUGCAGUAGUUGGCCCAUUGUUUCUCUCGCAGAGAACAAAACGAUAAAUAAGAAACCGAAAGAUCUGCUUACAAUAAAAACACAUUUGCACACCAUGUAUGUACAUGUAUGGCUUGUGCUGCGUGGCCUGACCAUGACUGAUUACUCCCCGCUGUCUACGAACAUGUAUGUCGCUUAUGGCUGCUGUGUAAACUAAUGAAAUAAAACAAAUGUUUCUGUGUAAAUAAUGUUAACUAAGCUACUUCAUUAUGAAUCUAAUUAAUUUUUCAUGUUAUUCUAUAAUUUACGUAUCCUGCACUUUAAGUGGACAAAACUGUGUUCGCCUCUGAACUGCCAAUUUUCUUCAGACAUUGAUAAGAGAUACAAUUGCUUUCAUAAUUAUGCAUUUUCAAAUGAGCGCCUACUAAUUUGCACUAGUUACACGGGUAGCGUGUCCAGGUCGCAAGGAAGGUGUACAUAACAUGCAAAAUUUGCUGACGGUAGAUGUCUAGUCUAACUGGUGCCAAUAACCUACAACAGAUGUUUAUUUGUAUGCAUGACAGUCAAAUCACAAAUGCUCUUGUUCUUUACAUUUCAUUUGCUAUUAUUUCAGAGUGUGUUUGUAUCAAGACUUGUGGAAGCGAGGCGGCAUAGGUGGCUACGACAGGCAAGGCGAAAGGCCACAAACAACGAAUCAGUUGAGGCUUCAUUUAAUGUGGUCAUUGUGCAAGAUGUUGAUCCUGAAUCUGCAUUAAAAGAGCUGGCAUCCAUAGAAAACGUCCUUGGUCCGAGCGGUCCUUUUGACACUGAAAGGGUUGCAGUUCUUCUCCACAGCACAAUGAGUCAGCGUAAAAUUGACCCUCCGCUUAGUCUACCAUGCUACUUCCUCAACGAGGAUAUUCUUACUGUGGAGGCUCAGCUGAGAUUCAAGAGGACAAUUGAUGAAGUCAUGGAUAUCCUCUGCAAAGUCAGGGAAAUUAUAAGUGAAAUGUGUAACCACCAGAUGGAUUAUAGAGACAUUGAUAACUACCUGCGUGGCAAUCACGCCAAAUCUUCACUCAUAACUUCACAUUUUGCAGAUGUCCAUGAGUCACCAGGACCAACGAUUGUUUGGAGCACAUCGACAAAGGCCAUUUUUUGUGCUGAAGAUGAAUUGGUCUCCUUGAAGGAUGAUUGCAUGCUCGAGAAGGCCCUUUUACUUUGCUUGACAGUGUACUACGUAAAAGAUAUCACUUACCCAUCUGCCUUUGCCCAAACUUUGGGACUUGUACAAAGUGUCUUGUGCAAAGAAGAAAGCUUUCCUCGUUGCUGGGCUAAUAGUAAGCUGCUAAAGAUCCUCGACAAACUGAACAGCAUUCUCUAAGUUCUUCAUGCAGCUUUCUUUCAUGUCUUUACUUUUAAUAUGCAAAUUUUCUCAUUGCUGGGCUAGCAUAAGCUUCUCAGAAUUUUCUGGUUCUGUUCAUGUUCAUGCAAAUUUUUUUCAAUGUUCUUUCACUAUAGAAUACUUGAGAAGGUACACAAGCAAUGUAAUCUGUGAUAUAUCAAUGCAACAUUUCCUUUUAUUUAUAGCUCAUUGUAAACUUUUUCAAUGACAUAGAAUUCCAAUAAUGCACAAUACAUUGUUUCAUUUCUCACGCAGUGCUUACGAACAAUUUUAUUAUUAGGGCAAUAUUAUCUAGCACUUUUUUUAUGCUCAGUUGACACGCUUUUGUGAAAACAUUGUGCAAUCUUAUUAGCCACUUCAGCAAGAAAAGGGGCUUUCUCAAACUCUAAGCCUACUGAAACUGUCCUGUUGAGGUAGAUAUACUAAAACACCGAGUCCUGUUAUUUCCUUCUUAUUAUUUUUUUCUCCCCUCAUCCCAUCAUGCUACGUCAAUAUACCUCACUGAAACAUAGGGUAACUGAUUAUCAAUUUAAAGGAGUCACCUAUUAGUGAUAAAAUAUAGUAGGCGAGCCAUGUAGUCUGUGAUAUCAAACUAACAAUUUAUUUCACUGUGUAUUCUUGUCUUGUAAAUAAGCACCAAAACAGACAAAGGUACAAAAAACAUUGCGAGCUCUUCGUUCUUGUCUUUCUUUAGCGCAAAAUUUUUCACAUCAAUGAAAACCAACUUGCUCACUUUACUCUCGUUAUUAUUCUAGUCAGUGCCAUGUUGUUAUAUUUGUCACGCUGCGCUUAAGGAACGUGUUACGAUUAAAGUUGACAUAUAGCUAGCUCCUGUCCUUUAUGCUUAGCUGAUGCAUCUUCAUGCAAAUUUGUCGCACACUCCACAAAAAAAAGUGGUCUCCUCAAUGUGUACGCCUACUGAAGCACAUGCUAGUUCAUUAUUGAUUCAUUCUAGUCACCUGAGAAGGCUUCAAAUUCCUAAGGCAUAGCAAAGCAGCAAUCUGUUUUCAGUUUUUGUAUUACUUGCUUAAUUGUUUUUGUUUUUUAACUUUGUUAUAGGACUCACCUACGCAUUCAUAAAUUUUUUAAAGGUGUGAACGCUGGGUGUUUUCAUGCUUGAUUGAAAAUAAACUACUUUUAAUUCGAAAGGUGCUGUGUGUGUAUUUUUAAAGGUGUGUACAAUGGGUGUUUUCAUGUAUGAAUGAAAAUAAACUACAUUUAAUGUU